Xenopus laevis (African clawed frog) is the source of this 1785-nucleotide messenger RNA. RefSeq names its product transcriptional adaptor 2A L homeolog (gene tada2a.L). Bases 193 to 1530 code for a protein of 445 amino acids. Gene Ontology annotation, cellular component: SAGA-type complex; ATAC complex; chromosome. The transcript has 15 exons. The record is from RefSeq and is a predicted model, not a curated record. Gene Ontology annotation, biological process: regulation of cell division; regulation of transcription by RNA polymerase II; DNA-templated transcription. NCBI's taxonomy places the organism in Eukaryota, Metazoa, Chordata, Amphibia, Anura, Pipidae. Gene Ontology annotation, molecular function: transcription coactivator activity; zinc ion binding; chromatin binding.
AGUGAGCUGCAUAAGAAGCCGUGAGUAGCAGUACUGUACAGCUUUACACUGGAGAUUAAAUUACUUGAGUUGCUGGAGGAAGAUACUCCCCCUAUGGUGUCAUCAACAUCCCGCCCACAUCUUGGUCACAUGCCUGUGACGUCUGGGCCUUCUCCAUUCUAACAGCUACCAGCGUGGAAAGAAAGGAAAGCAAUGGACCGGCUUGCACCAUAUGGGAGUGAUCCUUUUGACAAACCACCCUGUAAAGGAUGUUCAUCAUAUCUCAUGGAACCAUACAUUAAAUGUGCAGAAUGUGGACCUCCUGAAUUUCUUCUCUGUUUACAGUGCUUUUCAAGAGGAUUUGAAUAUAAAAAGCACCAAAGUGAUCAUAGCUAUGAGAUCAUGACUUCAGAUUUUGCCAUCCUAGAUCCCAGCUGGACAGCUCAAGAAGAAAUGUCACUUCUUGAGGCAGUAAUGGAUUGUGGAUUUGGUAACUGGCAAGAUGUAGCCAAUCAGAUGCGGACCAAGACAAAGGAGGACUGUGAAAAACACUACAUGAAAUACUUUAUCAACAACCCACUAUUUGCAAGUACGUUGCUGAAUCUAAAGCAAGCAGAGGAGGAAAUGAAUAUGGACACCGCAGUUCCCUUUCAUCCUGCAGAUGACCCACCAAGACCAACCUUUGACUCUCUCUUGUCCAGGGAUAUGGCAGGAUAUAUGCCUGCUCGUGCGGAUUUCAUUGAGGAGUUUGAUAACUAUGCUGAAUGGGACUUAAGAGAUAUUGAUUUUGCUGAAGACGAUUCUGAUAUUUUGCAUGCCCUGAAAAUCGCAGUUGUGGACAUCUAUCAUUCACGGUUAAAGGAAAGGCAGAGAAGGAAAAGAAUUAUAAGAGAGCACGGCCUUAUAAAUCUUAGGAAAUUUCAAAUUUUAGAACGACGGUAUCCCAAGCAUGUCCAAGAGCUUUAUGAUGCUAUGAGGAGAUUUGCCAGGAUAUUGGGGCCAUAUGAGCACGACAAAUCCAUUGAAAGUCAUGCACUGGAGUAUGAACUGCGAAGAGAGAUCAAUCGAUUACAGGAGUACAGAAGUGCAGGAAUCAAAACUUUUUGCAGUGCAAAAAUAUAUGAACGUCUAAAAAAGACUCGUGAAGAGGAGAGGCUGAAACGAACAAUGCUGUCUGAAGUGCUAAAUUGUAUCCAUGAUGGGAAUGCCUGCCACCAGUGGCUUAAACGGCAAGCUGCUAUUGAUUCAGGAGUUCAUCAUGUCCCUCCUCUGGUUUCCAGUUCAGGCCGACGUAGUGCUCCACCUUUAGACUUAACAGGACUCCCUGGCACUGAGAAGUUGAAUAAUAAAGAAAAGGAGUUAUGUCAAGUGGUGAGAUUGGUUCCAGGGGCUUAUUUAGAAUACAAAGCGGCCUUAAUGCAUGAGUGUACCAAGCAAGGAAGCCUUCGAUUGGCACAGGCUCGAGCACUUAUCAAAAUAGAUGUUAAUAAGACUCGUAAAAUUUAUGAUUUUCUUAUACGUGAAGGAUAUAUCAUAAAACCUCAGCCAUAAUGGAGACCAUGAUCAGAUGCUGACAACUUCUACAUUGUGGCUUCAGUAAUAUUUAUUUUUGGAACGUUGAUGGAACAAAUGGAUGAAUGCCGAUGUCUCGUCUAUGUGCUGUGUUAGCAUUCUUCCAUUCCAGCUUUGGACAACUUCUGUGUGUUGUAACAUUGGUCAGCACCAAAACUAAUUGGACAAUUACAAUUCUGAAUUUAAUACUGUUGCUGUCCAACAUUUGUUUGGAGCCCCACUUAGCUUAUAAAA